Molecule: messenger RNA, 1239 nt
Organism: Cicer arietinum (chickpea)
Lineage: Eukaryota; Viridiplantae; Streptophyta; Magnoliopsida; Fabales; Fabaceae
Product: glucan endo-1,3-beta-glucosidase-like
Biological process (GO): carbohydrate metabolic process
Molecular function (GO): hydrolase activity, hydrolyzing O-glycosyl compounds
Source: RefSeq, a predicted model, not a curated record
AUGGUUUUCUUCUUAUUGCUUCUUGUGCUUGGUAUUGGAUUGGAGACUACAGGAACAACAGCACAAUCAAUAGGAGUUUGCUAUGGAAGAGUGGCAGAUAACUUGCCUCCAGCUAAUGAAGUUAUAGAUCUUUUAAAAUCAAAUAACAUUAAAAGAAUGAGAAUUUAUGACCCUGAUGAAGCAACAUUACAAGCCUUAAGAGGUUCCAACAUAGAACUUGUCAUUGGAGUCCCUAAUGAAAACAUUCAAACAAUUGCCACUGGGGUUUCAUCAGCUUCUUAUUGGGUCCAAAACUAUAUACUAAAAUAUUCAAAAGAUGUCAAAUUUAGGUAUAUUGUUGUUGGUAAUGAAAUAAAUCCUAAUGAUCCAACAUCGCAAUUUAUUCUCCCAGCAAUGCAGAACAUUAAUGCAGUACUUAUAUCUGCCAACUUACAAAAUAAAAUUAAAGUGUCAACAGCUAUACAAUUGGAUUUCUUAGGAAGCUCAUAUCCUCCAUCAACAGGAGCAUUUAGUAGUUCUUCAAAUUCAUAUAUAUCUUCAAUAGUUCAAUUUCUUUUGCAGAGUGAUGCACCACUUCUUGCUAAUGUAUACACUUAUUUUAGCUACAUAAGUGCCCCAAAAGAAAUUGAACUUUCAUUUGCAUUAUUAAAUUCACCAACAGUUCAAGUGAAUGAUGGGGAAUAUAAAUACACAAAUUUAUUUGAUGCAACAUUAGGAGCUCUUUAUUCAGCUCUUGAGAAAGUUGGUGGUGCUAAUUUGGAAGUUGUUGUAUCAGAAAGUGGAUGGCCUUCUGAUGGUGGUGUUGCUGCAACAGUUGAAAAUGCACAAGCUUACUAUAGUAAUUUGAUUAAGCAUGUGUCUAAUGGGACUCCUAAAAGGCCUAAUCAAGAAUUGGAAACUUAUUUGUUUGCUAUGUUUGAUGAAAAUAAAAAAGGACCUGCUAAAACAGAACGACAUUUUGGUUUGUUCACUCCUAAUAAACAACCUAAGUAUCAAAUUAGUGGUGACAUUGGAGCAUAUACUUCUCCAAAAGCUAGUCAUAUGCGUUUGGUUUGGCUGUGUUGCAUACUGUUUUAUGCUGCAUACCUACCUAUGGGUUUUACUUCUCAUGAUGAUACAGUUAUAAUAUUUGAUUUUGUUCUUACAUGGUGGUGCCCUGCACUGGGUUACUUUGCAUGGGUUAUUUGUAUCAACACUUUAUAUUCAAUGAUUGAUCUUGCACUUCUUAUGCAAGGUUAG